GGACCAUCUAGAACACACGUCAAUAUCGGCACCAUCAUCAUCACCAGUACCAGUAACGCUUGGUAUAUCGGGACUCAUUGGUUUUUCCUCAUCCGGAGCUCCUUCUAUCCUCCGGUUUGGGUAUUGUUCGCCAUUACGCUGCCGCCGCCGUCAAAUUGCCUGCUGUGGUACAUCAAGUUCUUCGGAAUAUUGACCCCAACAUUCGGAGCACCCUGAACGGAAGUGAAAGGCUCCUGUGCCCACGAAUGUGAUACCCUCGUCAUUAUCAAAACUCUGCUCCUGACCGCCCACGCACGUGUUGCUUCUACGGGAACGCCAGCUUUAUCUCCUUGUUCAGCUUCCCACAACGGUCGUGUCGACAUCCCCAUUCAACAUGUCGCUUGGUCAAUUAUCCUCAAACAUCGUCCACCAUGUAUUCUCGACGGUAAAUGGUGCAUUUGCCUGGCCACCAUCAUCGAAAGUAGCCGGCACUGCUUUCUUCACUGCCGCUCAGGUUCUGGCGUUUUACCUCUUUGCAACAGUGGACAAUUUCAGUUUUCCGAUAACUACGAGCUACCUUUCCCUACGCGGGCGCGUCCAAAUAGGGAACCCGGACAUCCGGCUCGUUGAACAGAUAUUUUUCAACAUGUUAGUUCGGACGGAGCUGGCAAUCGACGACAGAAUUCGAGGAAAUCGAGAUCGCCCUGAACGUCAUACUCGUUAUCACGAUCUAAGAGGCAUAAUCCCAUGCCCCCCCUGCUCCGGCUAUCCCCGUCUUGGGAUAUUCUCAUGCUAUCCACUCUUUAUCAGGUUGAUCAAACCCACGCUUCAGUUCGGCUAUGACCUAUUCAGAAUUGUCAAAGAUCUUGCUUUCAAUGAUUUUGACGAAGAGAACACAGAGAGAAUCGACGUCAUCUCGGCGUUUAACCUUGGCCAGAUCAUAGGUGCAGGGUUUGUCGAAGGGCCACGGCAUGGUGCGGCGCUGCAAUGGCUCUUGAUGCACCGCUUGUUCUGGCGUUGGGAGGCCCAAGGCAAGAGGCUGUUUUUUAAUAUUGAAGUCGAUAACCGCCCCGAGAAUCACCUUCGAGUGAUUUUUCGUCAAGGACGGGACGAGAGCUUCGACAACUGAUUAUCACAUGAUCAUUAAAGUACCCGACGUGGAUCCUUUCAACUAUGGAGCGUGUUGGGGGUAUGGUACCCGGGUAGACGGGCUAGAUCACUUUGAAAAACACGAUGGGUCAGUGAGGAGUAUUUGGAUCUUUGUGUUACGAUAGUAUGGGGGGUGGAGAAGUCACUUACUGGGCGGAAGGGAUUGCGGAUAGGUUAGAAGGUGGAAAAGUAAACGAAAAGGCGGCAGACGUUGCAGGAUAGCCGAUGAUGUAUGCCUUGGGGUUGGUUGGUGGUAGCUUUCUGAGGAGGGAUUAUGGUGACGAGUUGCAAGCGAGAACAGCGGAUUUUGUGCAGCACUGUAGAUACAGUCUAUACCGUAUUAAAUUAAAUAAGUACUUGACAAAA
This is a messenger RNA of Neurospora crassa OR74A, 1494 nucleotides long. RefSeq lists its product as hypothetical. Lineage: Eukaryota; Fungi; Ascomycota; Sordariomycetes; Sordariales; Sordariaceae. The record is from RefSeq and is a predicted model, not a curated record. Bases 374 to 1108 code for a protein of 244 amino acids. The transcript is spliced from 3 exons.